Molecule: messenger RNA, 5546 nt
Organism: Stegostoma tigrinum
Lineage: Eukaryota; Metazoa; Chordata; Chondrichthyes; Orectolobiformes; Stegostomatidae
Product: adhesion G protein-coupled receptor E2-like
Exons: 19
Coding region: 73-2514 (813 amino acids)
Biological process (GO): cell surface receptor signaling pathway; adenylate cyclase-activating G protein-coupled receptor signaling pathway
Cellular component (GO): membrane
Molecular function (GO): G protein-coupled receptor activity; calcium ion binding
Source: RefSeq, a predicted model, not a curated record
GUGGUGUGCUGCAUUCUUACUCAGCACAGCUUCAAACUCGAGCAGACGCGCUCUGUCUGGGCUGUGAGUAAGAUGGCACUUCAAAGAUGCUUACUGGUGGUUUAUCUGUGUCUCUCUUGGAAUGAGCGUGCCACCGGACAGUCUUGUGCAGAUGGCUACAUACGCAACACGAAUGGAACAUGCGUCGACCAGGACGAGUGUCUCAUGGGUCCAUGUGGACCCUAUUCAAUCUGCCACAAUGACAUUGGAGGGUUCCACUGCACUUGCAAGAUCGGAUUUGCCUCAGUGUCCAAUCAGUUCCUCAAUGGUAAAACUGUGUCAUUUUGUCGAGACAAAGACGAGUGUCUGUCUGAUCCAUGUGGGCCCAAUACAAGUUGCCGCAACACUGAAGGAAGUUUUUACUGCACUUGUAAUCGAGGGUUUUACUCAGCAUCUAUCGAUCGUCAGUUUGCUGGUAAAAACCAGUCCUACUGUAAAGAUUACAAUGAGUGUGAGACGACUACAACAACAUGCGGAAAUAACGCAAACUGCCAUAACAGUGCAGGAAGUUUCUAUUGUACAUGCCAUGAAGGAUUUGCCCGAGCAAAUGGUGAAAGGACAUUUACUGGAUAUGGAAAAGGGUGUCAAGAUGUUGACGAAUGUCACUCCAGUCCAUGUGGUUCUCAUGCCAACUGUACAAACACAGUGGGGAGUUAUAGCUGCACGUGUGACCCUGGCUUUAUAUCAGCUGGAGGGAGCAGAAUGCAUCACACCAAUACAUGUAUCAAAUUUGACUGCUCUUCUGAUGAAAUUGCCAAAUGUUCCCGUGUAGCCAUGGAGAUGGAGUCGAUGCAGGGGAACAGUUCAGCUCCAGAGUAUGAUGAUUCAACCUGCUCAUUCAUCAGCCUUUUCCGCAAAUAUAAUGUGUGUGAAAAACUGCGCAGCCAAGAGGACUUUGACUUUGAGCAACAUCUAAAGAACCUCACCUCGUUGACAGGGGAGCUUCUGAGAAACCAAUCCUUUCUGGAAAAUCUUGGAGCGCAGGAUCGACAGAGAGCCCUGGAAGUCUCCUUACAGACCAUGGAAAAUUCGGUGAUAGCUUUCACAUACACACUCAGUGAUCAGGAAAAGAAAAACAUGUCAUUUGGAAAUAUUGAGGUUCAAAUGGAGGUGAUACGAGGGCGUUACUUCUUAGACAAGGAAACUGCGUCACUAUCAGUGAAGGGGAACCAGAUGGAUAUCCACUGGCGGGCAGUCACUGAUGGAGAGGAUCCUGGUUUUGCUAGCGUGGCGCUCAUCGCCUUCUCUGAGAUGGACACGGUGCUGAACGGCUCCCUGGAUAGCAAAGAGGAUGGCAGCCUACGGCUGAAUUCCCAUGUUCUGACCGUCACCUCCACCCGCAAGAACGACCAGGCCCUUGUCGAGCCCAUCAACAUCACCUUCCGCAACGAAAGGGAGAAGAAACCUCAAGUCCAAGUUGUCUGCGUCUCAUUGAACCGCACGCGAAGCGGAAGCCAUUGGUCCCGAGAAGGCUGCAGUGUGGUACAGUCUAACGCGACCCACACGACCUGCAUGUGCACACAUCUAACCAGCUUUGCAGUGCUUAUGGCACUGUAUGAGAUCCAGGAUCCCUGGCAUCUGCUGAACCUCAGUCUGAUUUCAUACAUAGGAAUAAGCAUCUCUCUUGUGUGUCUCAUCAUCUCAUUCAUCACAUUCCUGGCAUGCCGGGCAAUUCGAAGCACUCGUACUACCAUCCAUGCCCACCUGUGCCUCUGUCUGUUCCUAGCAGAGCUCCUGUUCCUCGUUGGCAUCUCCCAAACCAGUCACCAGCUCGCUUGUGCAUUCAUCGCCGGCUUUCUGCAUUAUUUCUUCCUGACUGUGUUUGCCUGGAUGUGCCUGGAAGGGAUACAGCUCUUUCUAAUGGUGGUGAAGGUUUUCAAUGCAGGCUGCCUCAGAAAGCGGCACAUGCUCCCGUUUGGCUACGGACUGCCACUUCUAGUUGUUGGGAUCUCAGUCGCCGUCGGGAGAGAGGGCUACGGAACCAAAAAACAUUGCUGGCUCUCUCUGGAAAACCAUUUUGUGUGGAGCUUCCUGGGACCAGUCUGUGCGAUUAUAAUGAUUAAUAUGGUAUUCUACUGCAUAACUCUGUUCAAGUUGGCAAGGAAAAUGUCCUCCAUUCAGAAAGACGCACCUAAACUGAAGAAAUUCAGGUCAUUCACAGUGGCAGCAAUUGCUCAACUAUUUCUCCUCGGCUGUACCUGGAUAUUUGGCAUUUUCCACUUUCAAAAAGAAACUGUCAGCUUUGCAUAUAUAUUCACCAUCGUCAACAGCCUGCAAGGAGCGUUCAUCUUUAUACUUCACUGUCUACUCAACAAACAGGUGAGGGAUGAAUACCGGAAACUGCUCCCAUGCUGCUUAAAACCCAUCCUGUACUCCGAUAUCAUCCAGACGUCCAGUGUCCCAAUGAUCAGCCUGCAGUUGAGGAAUGGCUCGACAUACAGAACAGAGACCACCAGCUGUCACAACGCAGCAUGAACAACCUCUCCCCAUCGUUACACCCGGAGAUGGGAUUACCAUGCACUUUGUUGCCAGGAAUUUGCUGGGCUGUACCUUCGCAGGGAAUACCGUGCGGAUCUUCCACUGGGAUGCUGUUUCUGAACAUUCCCUAACAAUGGGCUGAAUGAUUUGUAGACUGACAGCAGCCACUCCAUGAACGAAUGAUAAGAAUUGAAAUGAACCUGCGUCCCAGCGUAAGAAGAUCCAUGUUUGAGAUGUCAACAUCAAUGAAGUCUUUCAGUGGGAUGCCUCUUUCUGUAAUGUGCUGGGAGUAUUUUGCAUUGUACAGUAAGCUAUGGAAACUCCAUGUCCAAUGUGUUUUUUUGAAAUGUCCUAAAUGGUUCCAAAGGAACACACCUGAUGGCUGGUUUGAGUUCUGUGCUGCCAUGCUUUAUUAUCCUGACAUUUUAAGUUAUAUUUUUUGCCAGCACUUUUGUAAAUAAAUGUGUAGAAAUCUAAUGGAGGUGAACUUCUGAACUGAUCGCCAUUAUUUCCAUCGGGCGAUAGUGCUGUCGGGUAAUGUCACUCACACAGAGAGCUGGGUUAAUAUUCAGGAGUUAAAAUCCCGCUAUAACAGUGGGUUGAAUUUAAAAUUUGAUGAAUAAAUCUGGAAUUGAAAAAUAUUCACAGUAAUGGUGACCAUGACUUACCAUCUGUUAUUAACCUAUCACUAUGCUGUUGUCAGGGGAGGCAAUGGUCAUGUGGUUUUAUUGCUAGGCUAUCAACCCAGGAAUUCAGCUGGGGAUCUGGGUUCAAAUCCUACCACAGCUGGUGGUGGAACUUUAAUUUAGUUUUUUUUUAAACUAUCUGGAAUUAAGAAUCCAUUACAAAUUGUUGGAAAAAAAACUAUUUAGUUCACUAAUGUCCUUUAGGGAAGGAAACUGCCAUCCUUACCUGAUCUGGCCUACAUGUGACUCCAGACCCACAGCAGUGUGGUUGAUUCUUAACUGCCCUCUGAACUGGUAUAAUAAGCUGUUCAGCUCAAGGGCGGCCUGAGAUGGGCAAUAAAUGCUGGCCCAGCUAGCGAUGCUCAUGUCCCACAACCUUCGCAGGGAAUACCGUGUGGAUCUUCCACUGGGAUGCUGUUUCUGAACAUUCCCUAACAAUGGGCUGAGUGAUUUGUAGACCGAUAGCAGCCACUCCAUGGUUCAUCUGGUUCAUGACUGUCUUUGCAAGAAGAGAAAUCUGCCACCCUUAUCUGGCCUGCCCCACAUGUGACUCCAGACUCACUGUAAUCUAUCUCACUCUUAGCUGCCCUCUGAAAUCGCACAACAGGGUCUUCGAUUCAGGAGUAAUUAGUGACAGGUAAUAAAAGCUGGCCUUGCUAGAAAUGCCAAUGUCCCUAUUAAAGGAUUUUCCUUCAAAAUGGCAAUAAUCCAAAGUUGGCCAGGGGCAUGUGUUCCUGGCUUCCAAUCUCUGAACCCUGCUGGAGGCUUGGUUCACCUGACAAAGCUAAACCCUCUGGGUAGCUCCUAUCAUUCCAGUGCUGCUCAAAUAGAGGGCUAUUUCACAUCAUUGCACGCACACUGAAAUGUCAUACAGUCGUAGAGACAUGCAGCAUGGAAACAGACCCUUUGGUCCAACUCGUUCAUGCCAACCAGAUAUCCUAAGCUAAUCAAGUCCCAUUUGCAAGCAAUUGGCCCAUUUCCCCUAAACCCUCCCCAUUCAUAUAUCCGUCCAGCUGUCUUUUAAAUGUUGUAACUGUACCAGCUUCCACCACCUCCUCUGGCAGCUCAUUCCAUACACGCACCACCCUCUGUGUGAAAAAGUUUCCCCUCUCACCUUAAACCAUUUUCUGAAGAAGGGUCCAGACCUGAAACGUCAGCUUUCCUGCUCCUCUGAUGCUGCUUGGCCUGCUGUGUUCAUCCAGCUCUACACCUUGUUAUCUCUUAAAUCUAUGCCUUCUAGUUUUGGACUCCCCUAUCCUGGGGAAAAGACCCUUGGUUAUUAACCUUAUCCAGGCCCCUCAUGAUUUUAGAAACCUCUAUUAGGUCACCCCCGCAGCCUCCGACGCUCCAGCGAAAAUAGCCCUAGCAUAUUCAACCUCCCCCUACAGAUCAAAACUUCAAACCCCGGCAAUAUUUUUGUAAAUCUUUUCCGAACCCUUUCAAGAAAUAACAUCUUUCCUCUAGCAGGGAGACCAGAACUGGGCACAGUAUUCCAAAAGUGGCCUAACCAAUGUCCUGUACAGCCACAACAUGACCCUCCCAAAACCCUGUAUGCAAUGCAUAGACAAAAAAAACUAUAACUUUAUUCCAUACAGAUCCUGUAAUUAAAGAGAGCUCCAGUUUGUGCUUCAGGGCCUGGACCAUCAACAAAACCUUUUACAGGUUGAGAUGGCAUGGAGUUAAUAUAAAUCAAAUUGAUUAAUUUUAAGCUUUAUAAAGCAUUUUUUUGUUUCAUAAGAUAUGGGCAUUGCUGGCUGGGCCGGCGUGCAUUGCCUGUCCCUAAUUGCCCGGAGAAUGCGGUGUUGAGCUGUCUCCUUGAACCGUUUGCUGUAGCUACACACAUAUGCAAUGUUAAUGAAGGGAGUCCCAUGACUUCUACUCAAAACACUGACAGAAUACACGAUAGCAACAUGACUUCUAAUUAUAAUCUGAUCAAUGUCCUAAAUGUGCCCUGUGGUUUAACUGUGGAACUGUUCAUCUCAAGCUGUCCUGGGUUUCAAUCCCUGGUCUAUUAAUGAAUUGUGUCCAGGUUUGUAACAGCUGCACUGAAACUGACCUGGAACAGAAAGAGAGCUAUGUCGAGUUUUCAGCUACGUAUAGGUUCAGGCUUGUUUGCUGCUGUGAUGUGUCUUGCAGCUUUAGAUACUUUUAAGAAACAUGGUGUAAUCACUGCAUUGUAGUUUGUGACUUGGUGGUACAAAGCUCUCUGUCUCCACCUUACUGGGGCCACUUGCAGCAUGGCACACAGAGAAUCAAGCAAACAUUUAUAACUCAGUUGCUCAGUCCUAGCCCAGACACCAGUAUCUGUGACUGUAAUGUAUUAGUGGCCAUAAUAAACAUAUA